AAACAUUUCACCCAACAUGACUUCGGUAUUCGGGCCCAUCGCUGAGGAACACCAAGAAAAGUUCGAUCUCGGCAUCUGGCACGCGCUCUUCAACUGGGCCAACCUUACCAUCGCUGUACAAAACCAAUGGGGCGGUCCUGAUUCUUCAGAAAAGCGCGACUGGCUUGCAGGCCAGAUUUCGGAGCGUUUUGCAGCAGAGCCUCUGACCGAUGCCGAAGAUGUGGAAAUCAUGCUUCUGCAGGUCCUCGAGGAUGAAUUUGGUGUGCGAGUAGAAGACGAUACUGAAGUCGCAGUCGCGCGUGAAAUUAUGACAAUACGCAAAGAAAUUGGCGAGGGCAGCACCGCAACGGUGGAUGCGCUGCAGAAAAAAUGGGAGGCUAGAAAAGGAAAAGAGGUUGCGACUGGCAGUGUAAACGUCAAGGAGACCAACCAAGAGGGCGAGUGGGAUAGUGUGGAUGAGGAGAGUGACGAAGACGACGACGACACAGAGAUGACGGAUGCGCCUGCGCUCGUGCCCACAAAGCCAAAGACCAAGCCCGAGCCAGAGGUUGACGAGGAUGGUUUCACGACGGUUGUUGGCAAGAAGAAGAGGUGAAAGGAGGUCUGACUAGGUUUGAUUACGACGACAAAAAACCAUGCGCAUCAUGAAAAAGGCGCUGCCUGGCGGAGGCGGGUCCGGGAGCAGUGCUCAUGGCAGAUGGUGUGAUAAGCGUACUAUGUACAACGCAGCUGCCAACCGCCAUGUUGGAGAGAGAGAAGGAAAAUAUACUUCAGGGACUUUAAAAAGCAAACUCAAAUACCAGUAUCAUAUCUGCUA
Bipolaris sorokiniana ND90Pr is the source of this 817-nucleotide messenger RNA. RefSeq lists its product as uncharacterized. Gene Ontology annotation, cellular component: nucleus. The transcript has 2 exons. Gene Ontology annotation, biological process: maturation of SSU-rRNA from tricistronic rRNA transcript (SSU-rRNA, 5.8S rRNA, LSU-rRNA). Bases 17 to 595 code for a protein of 192 amino acids. Lineage: Eukaryota; Fungi; Ascomycota; Dothideomycetes; Pleosporales; Pleosporaceae. The record is from RefSeq and is a predicted model, not a curated record.